Messenger RNA from Papaver somniferum (opium poppy), 813 nucleotides. RefSeq lists its product as uncharacterized. NCBI's taxonomy places the organism in Eukaryota, Viridiplantae, Streptophyta, Magnoliopsida, Ranunculales, Papaveraceae. The transcript has 4 exons. The coding region runs from base 1 to 495 and encodes 164 amino acids. The record is from RefSeq and is a predicted model, not a curated record.
AUGGGAAUUACUCUGGGUGUGUUUGUCAAUUUUCUGUUGGUGGUGGUGAUACUUAAUGUUUUUGCUAAGAAUAUUUUAAACUAUGUGGUUGAAGGAGCACAAAGUAUAUCAAAAGAAGAAGACAUAAAAUUAGGAACACAGCUCAAGAUUCUUAAUAAACCUCCUAUCAAAAUAAUUCUCUCGGCAUGGGGAGAUACCUAUGAUUGUAUCGAUGUCUACAAACAACCUGCACUUGAUCAUCCUUUACUCAAGAAUCAUAAAAUUCAGAUGAAGCCUAUUUCGGAGUUGGAACGAGAUAGAGUUGAAACAUCAAUUUUUAGAACUAGAGUUCAGAGUUGCCCGGAAGGAUCAGUACCUAUAAAAAGGACAGAAAAACAAGACUUUAUUAGAGCCACAUCAGUUUCAUCAACAAUAUAUGUAUCAAAUGAUCCAUCAGAAUAUGUAUGGUAUAUCAAAAUAAAGAUGAAAAUUUUUAUGGGGCAACGGCUAACAUGAGUGUGUGACAACUAAACGUGACCUCGGACCAGUAUAACUUAGCUGAGAUUUCUAUUAGAUCUGGUUGGAAUGACUAAUCCACUAGAAUACAUGCUGGAUGGAUGGUACGUGUAACAUAUUUCCUUGUAUUAAUCACAUAAGAACAAAAGUUAUAUGAGUUUUGAGUCCCGUCAAAAUUACUGUUGAACAAAUAUCAUUUGCAAAAUGAUUGGGUUCUUUUUCAUGGUGAAUUGGUUGACUCAUCACAUAUGUUGACCAUAAGAAAUAUCAUAUAAGAAUGGUAAAAUCAUUUUCAUUAAUUAAUGACAUCAUAAUAAC